This is a messenger RNA of Erigeron canadensis, 1577 nucleotides long. Its product is annotated as UDP-glycosyltransferase 83A1-like. Bases 44 to 1438 code for a protein of 464 amino acids. The record is from RefSeq and is a predicted model, not a curated record. Gene Ontology annotation, molecular function: UDP-glycosyltransferase activity. Lineage: Eukaryota; Viridiplantae; Streptophyta; Magnoliopsida; Asterales; Asteraceae. The transcript is spliced from 2 exons.
CUACUUUUUAAAAAGCUCCGAAAGAAACUUUCAUUAGAAAUUUAUGGCAAAAUCUCAUGUUCUAGUCAUACCAUAUCCUGCACAAGGCCAUGUGAUUCCUAUUAUGGAGCUUGCUCAGCUCUUAGUCGAGCAAGGCGUGAAAGUUACGUUUGUAAACACAGAAUUCAAUCACAAGCUCGUGACAAGCAAUUGGUUAGAAAGUGAUGGCUUCGGGGAUCUAAUGCAGAUGGUCUCGAUCCCGGAUGGAUUAGAACCGUGGGAAGACAGGAGUGACAUUGGUAAGCUGACAUUAUCGCUAUUACAAACCAUGCCCCAGAAGCUGGAAGAACUUAUCAAGACGAUUAACAAAGAAGACAGCGAUAAAGUCUCAUGUGUUAUUGCUGAUGACUGCAUGGGAUGGGCCAUAAAAGUUGCAAAAAAGAUGGGAAUUAGAAGAGCAGGCUUCUGGCCUGCCUCGGUUGCUACAUUAGCCUCAGUACUAAGCAUCUAUAAACUGAUUGAUGAUGGAAUCAUAAACAGUAAUGGUGUACCUAUAAGUAAUCAGAUGAUUCAGCUGUCAGAAACCAUGCCACCAAUUAAAUCCGAGAAUCUUGCAUGGGCAGUCUUCAAGGACGUUGCUACAGUUGAAGCGACCUUCCUAAUGGUUAAAGAUGGCGAAGAAGCUUCUAAAAUGACAGAUUGGUUUAUUUGCAACUCAACUAGUGAGUUAGAGGCUGCAGCAUUUAGCUUGUACCCACAGCUGUUGCCUAUAGGCCCGUUGCUAGCAAGCAAUCGGCUUGCUAACCAAGCGGGCCACUUUUGGCAAGAAGACCUCACCUGCUUAACAUGGCUUGAUCAACAACCAGCAUGUUCAGUAAUUUAUAUUGCCUUUGGAAGCUUUACUAUCCUGGACCAAACGCAGUUUGAAGAAUUGGCACUUGGGCUAGAGCUUUGCAACAGACCGUUUUUGUGGGUGGUGCGGCCCGGUAUGACAAAGGAGACCACUCCUGCUUACCCAGAUGGUUAUAUGGACCGAGUGGGAUCUCGCGGAAGAAUUGUGAAUUGGGCACCUCAACAGAAGGUCUUGGCUCAUCCUUCUGUAGCUUGUUUCAUGAGUCAUUGUGGUUGGAACUCUACUAUAGAAGGUGUGACAAAUGGACUCCCAUUUUUGUGCUGGCCAUACUUUGCUGAUCAAUUUCACAAUGGGUCUUAUAUUUGUGACAUUUGGAAGACUGGGUUGGGGUUUAAUACAGAUAAUGCUGGUAUCAUCAAUAGAGGUGAAAUACAAAGUAAGGUGACACAGUUGCUUAGUGAUGAGUGUUUUCGGGCUAAAGCUUUGGAUAUCAAAGAAAAGGUUACCAAAAGUGUGAGAAAAGGCGGAUGCUCACAUAAAAAUCUAACCAAUUUUAUUGAGUGGAUUCAAGAAGAAAAGACAGAUGCCAAGGAUCGAUCAGCUUGACUGUGUUAUUAAAAGUUAACUUUGUUGCAAAUCCUUUUCUUUGUUUUCGGACAUUGGGCUGCACUUUAUGUAUUAAAAACAUUUUCACCUUAUCACCUACCCACUACACACGAUAUCUAAAUGAAACAUUUCUUCUUCU